This is a messenger RNA of Penicillium canescens, 2910 nucleotides long. RefSeq names its product mRNA transport regulator MTR10. Bases 1 to 2910 code for a protein of 969 amino acids. Gene Ontology annotation, biological process: protein import into nucleus. Gene Ontology annotation, molecular function: small GTPase binding. Gene Ontology annotation, cellular component: nuclear membrane; cytoplasm. The transcript is spliced from 6 exons. NCBI's taxonomy places the organism in Eukaryota, Fungi, Ascomycota, Eurotiomycetes, Eurotiales, Aspergillaceae. The record is from RefSeq and is a predicted model, not a curated record.
AUGGCCAGCAAGGAAGCCGGGCAGGCAUUCGCCCCGGUCCUGGCGGCCGUCGCGACAAUGCAAGGGAAUGUGCCCAGGUCUGAGAAGACUCAGGCCCAUGAAUUCCUAGAGAAGUUCCAGAAAUCGAUUGAGGCAUGGACAACAACCCACGCUUUAUUACAGUCCCCCGAUGUGCCGGUCGAGGCCAAACUGUUCGCCGCGACUACACUGAAAGGAAAGAUCAUCUUCGAUCUCGAUCAACUUCCCCCCGAUGCGGUUGUGGCGCUCCGAGACUCCGUUCUGAAUCUGUUGGUGGCAUUUGCAUCGGGCCCGCGGCCCAUCCAGACUCAGCUAUGCGUGUGCUUGGCCAGUUUGGCGAUCCAGAUGGUUGCGUGGAAGGAUGUUCUGGCGCUCGUAGGGUCAGCCUUGGGAAGCAGCGCAGGAGACUGCGUGCUGGAGUUCCUGAAAAUCUUGCCCGAGGAAGUCACCGAGGGUCGCAAGAUUAACCUCAGCGAGGACGAAUUGCUCGUGAGAACCAAGGAGCUAUUGGAAGACAAUGCGGAGCAGGUCAUGCAGCUGAUGAUUCAAUACUCUCAAUCAUCGCCUACCGCUGCAACCAACCCUCGUCUUCUCGACUGCAUCACUUCGUGGCUGCGUGAAAUCCCCGCUGCCAAGGUCGUUGAAUCACCCCUCAUGGACGUGAUCAUCAAGGCCCUCGACAACGACGUGUCUUUCGACGCAGGUGUCGACUGUGUUUGCACGCUUUACCGAGACACCAAGGAUGUCGACGAGUCACUUCCCGUCAUUCAAGCGCUCUACCCGCGACUGAUGGCUCUUCGCCCCAAGAUUGCCGAAACCGCCGAGGCCGAGGAUUUGGAGGCAUUCAAGGGUGUCACAAGAAUGUUUGCAGAGGCUGGAGAAGCUUGGGUUGUGCUUAUUGCGCGUCUGCCGGGUGAAUUCCGGGGUCUCGUGGAGGCACUCCUCGAGUGCUGUGCUCGGGACUGGGAGCGUGAUGCGAUCUCUCUGACCUUCAUGUUCUGGUACGAACUCAAGCAAUACAUCACCCUGGAGCGCUAUGGUGAGGCCCGUGUCAACUUCCAAGACAUCUUCUCCCAGCUGGUGGAUAUUAUGGUCAAGCACCUGGAGUAUCCCAGCCCGGAGGAAGGCGAAACCGACUUGUUUGGUGGAGACCGCGAGCAGGAAGAAAAGUUCCGUCAGUUCCGUCAUGCCAUGGGUGAUGUUCUCAAGGACUGCUGUGCCGUGAUUGGCGUGACCAACUGUCUCGGCAAAAUCUACCAGCUGAUCCAGCAGUGGGUAGGCCAGUAUGCUUCGCAGGCCAGCAAUGACCAUGUUCCUCACUGGCAGGAAUUGGAGGCUCCUCUUUUCGGUCUCCGUGCAAUGGGCCGGAUGGUCGACCCCGAGGAAAGCACUGUCCUUGGACAGUUGAUCCCUCUGAUUGUCCAGAUCCCAGACCAGGAGAAGGUCCGAUUCCAGGCGAUUAUGGCGCUGGCGCGUUACACGGAGUGGACCGCUCUCCACCCCGAGACCCUCGAGGCCCAGCUCAACUAUGUGAUUUCCGGAUUCCACCACAGCUCUCAAGAGGUCGUGCAGGCCUCUGCUCUUGCCUUCAAGUUCCUGGGUACAGACUGCCAGAAGCUGCUUGGUGGUCAUAUCGCUCAGCUGCACUCCUUCUUUGAGUCAGUUCUCGACAAACUGAAGCCUGCCAGUCAGGAGGAAGUGACUGAGGGUGUCGCCGCCGUGGUUUCCGUUCAGCCCCACGAGAAGAUCUACGAGUCAUACAAGAUGUUCUGCGAUCCGAUCAUGGCCCGAAUCAUGAACCUCGCCAACAAUGCGCAGGAUGAAGAAGGCCAGCGAGCUGUAGCCGACCACUUACAGCUGAUCACCAUCUUUGUACAGGUGGUGACUCCCAUUGUUGCACCAGGGGAAGAAAAUCCCGCCGUCAAAUACUGUGGUGAGGUUCUCCCUAUUAUGACCACGAUUGUCAUGAACUUUACGUCUUCCACACCUAUUCUUGAACGAGUGUGCCGCUGCUGGCGCUACAUGAUUAUUUCUUACCGCACCGGCAUGAUCUCUCUUCUGCCUACCUUGGCCGAGAGUAUCGCGAACGGCUUCCAGGCGUCGCGCGAGGGUUGCUUCUUGUGGGCCACGGACGCAGUGGUGCGUGAGUACUCGGAUGGCGCCGAGUAUGUCGACCAGGCUACCAGUGAUGCCGUCUUCCAGUUCUAUGAGCAGCAGGCCAUUGCUUUCCUGCGUAUUUUGAACGACCUCCCUCCCGAGAACCUGCCCGAUGUGAUUGAGGACUUCUUCCGUCUUUCAUCUGAUGCCGUCCGAUACUACCCUAAGAAGUGCAUCAGCUCGUCUCUGGCUGUCCCCAUCUUCUCUGCUGCUCUCAGCGCCCUCACGCUUCAACAGGUCGACCCUCUCAUCGCCACGCUUCACUAUUACCGGGAUCUUUUCAGCUUCGCAUUUGACAAGCCGAUGGUCUCGGAAUUCACCACCCCCGAAGGCCAGCCUUACUCCACCCCACCCGAGGUUCGCGAGGCUGUGAAGGCAUUGAUUGCCUCGCAGGGUCAGCCCUUGGCGCAGCGUGUUUUGACUGGCAUGAUGUUCACCUUCCCGGGUGACUGCUUCCCUGAUGCCUCCGGUGUGAUUAUGACGAUGUUCGAGCUGCUUCCCCAGGAAAGCGGCGCUUGGCUACAAAGUACGCUGCAGAUGUUGCCUGCUGGUUCUAUGAAGCAGGGCGAGGCCGAACGACUCCUCAAGAACGUCUCCGACAAAGUACAGUCGGGAGAGACCCGCAAGAUCCGUGCUCUCCUUCAAGACUUCACCAACUCGUACCGCCGCCGCAAUGUGGCUCCACGCGAUGGACUCGGCCGUCUGGAGGCCACCCGGUUCCGAUUCAGCGGCUGA